This is a messenger RNA of Lotus japonicus, 2548 nucleotides long. RefSeq names its product mitogen-activated protein kinase kinase kinase 5-like. The record is from RefSeq and is a predicted model, not a curated record. Gene Ontology annotation, molecular function: protein kinase activity; ATP binding. The transcript has 12 exons. The coding region runs from base 175 to 2250 and encodes 691 amino acids. Gene Ontology annotation, biological process: protein phosphorylation. NCBI's taxonomy places the organism in Eukaryota, Viridiplantae, Streptophyta, Magnoliopsida, Fabales, Fabaceae.
AUUCAACUCCAUAAGCAGUUUGAAUUGGAAAAUUUUGCAAGCAGAAGUCAUGUGUUUCCUUCGUGGGUGCUUCUUCUUCAUCUUCUCCUUUGCAAAACCAAAACCAUUACUCUCUCAUUCUUCUUCUUCUUCUUCAUCACAUGAAGACUUCAGUUCAACAAUCAGCACCACCAAAUGACUCCUCCACCUUUCUCUAACAACCCCACGCUUCAGGAGCGGAGGCUCACCAGACAGAGGAAGCUCCGCUACCUCACCGACCACGACGCCGGCUUCCGUUUAACCACCGACACGUGUCCUUCCUCUUUUUCUUCUCUGCCGGCUUCUCCUCACCGCUCCGAUUCCGACCACUGGUCUUCCUCCGCUGUCCCUCAACCGCUUCCCCGACCCGAAUCGCAGUUGACCCGACGACCCGAUAUCCCCCUUCCCGGAUCUCCGGCCUCCGAACAUCCACCCUAUGCUUUUUCCAGAAAGUCAGUGGAUCAUGAUGGAGUGAGAGGUUGUAGGUCUUCAAGCAAUUUGGGUAGACCCUCUUUUGAUUCUUGCACUGCAAACGCAAAGGAUGAUUUGAGAGUGAAUAUUCCUUCUGAUAGAGUCUUAACAGGUGGAAAUGGUUCGUGGAAGGAUCCGAGAGAAGUUCUCUCUCAUCAUGAUAAUGACUCGGAAAGUUAUAUAACUUAUAUUUCCAACUUAAAAUUGCAUUUUGCUGCCAAGAGUGCCCCAACAAGCAUAUUCUCUAGUCCUGUUACUAGUCCACGUAGGUUGAGCAGUGUGGAUUUAUUUAAUCCUUCCAUCAAUUUCCCUCCAGAUUUUAAUGAUGUUUUCAAGGGGUUGCCGGCUAAGACUGCUCAUAGUCCAACGGAUCGGUCUCCUCUUCGUAGCCCUGGGUGCCACAGUCCUAAACUCAACCCUAGCAUUCAAGGGGAAUCUCUGAACCAUAAAACUUGCCCCAGAGUGUGGCCUGAAAAUAACCAUGUUGAUGCACAUCCAUUGCCCCUUCCACCAAAGGCUUCACCACCACCGCAAGCACAAUCAUCUACACUGCAUCCGUCAAGUAUCAUGCAUCACACAGCAGAAAAUUCACCUUCUAUGAAAGGUCAAUGGCAGAAAGGAAAACUUAUUGGUCGUGGAUCGUUUGGAAGUGUUUAUCUUGCAACAAACUUAGAGACUGGAGCCUCAUGUGCCAUGAAAGAGGUGGAUCUGUUUCCUGAUGAUCCUAAAUCUGCUGACAGCAUAAAGCAACUAGAACAGGAAAUCAAAAUUCUUGGUCAACUACACCAUCCCAACAUUGUGCAGUAUUAUGGAAGUGAAAUAGUUGGUGAUCGAUUGUGUAUAUAUAUGGAGUAUGUGUAUCCUGGAUCACUUAAUAAGUUUAUGCAUGAACAUUGUGGGGCUAUGACAGAAUCUGUGGUUCGCAAUUUUACUCGGCAUAUUCUUUCUGGAUUGGCAUACUUACAUAGUACCAAGACUAUCCACAGAGAUAUAAAGGGUGCAAACUUGCUGGUGGAUUCAUCAGGCAUUGUCAAGCUUGCAGAUUUUGGGGUGUCAAAAAUUCUGACAGAGAAGUCAUUUGAACUUUCAUUAAAGGGAAGUCCCUAUUGGAUGGCUCCAGAGCUCAUGAUGGCUGCCAUAAAGAAAGAAUCUAAGCCUGAAAUUGCAAUGGCCAUUGACAUAUGGAGCUUAGGGUGCACCAUCAUCGAAAUGCUGACAGGAAAACCUCCAUGGAGCGAGUUUGAAGGGCCUCAAGCCAUGUUCAAGGUACUACACAAAUCCCCAGAUAUACCCAAAAGUUUAUCUUCAGAGGGACAGGACUUCCUUCAGCAGUGUUUCAGAAGGAAUCCUGCAGAUCGACCAUCCGCAGCAGUUCUUCUUACACAUGCAUUUGUACAAAAUCUGCAUGAUCAAGAUGUUCUAGUUCAUUCCCAUGGAUCUCCUAGAGUAGACUCCGGAACAAGAGAUGAUUCACGCAGACAUAGUCCUGGACACAGUUCAAAAAAUAGCCGUGGUGUAGUGCCAGCCUCCAUGCGCGCACGGAUACGUUACAAAAUUUCUAAUUUAUUCGGAGACAGUUCAAAAAAGUAUGACACUGAUCAGGAAUCUAGUCCUAUUACAUCUUCUCGUGACUCUCGUUGCUCACGGUCGGAAGCUAACAGUCCUCAAUCUCCCUUGAAAGCUAGUACUCUCAACUCCUUGAGUGUUACUAAACCCACCAACUUACCUUUCACCAUUAUGAGAAUCAUGAGGCACCUUUGAAUCAUGUCAUCAGCUUUGAUUUCAGUUUUAAGUUACAAGGAUGCAGCUGGACAGGGACUAGGGCAUGAAGCUAGAAUUUAUCAAUACUCAUGCAGUCUUGCUAGGUAUAUUGGAUAAUUAUCAUUACAUGGACUUAGAAGCUACAAGUUCACUAUGUUGAGAAAUACACAUCAACUGGAAGAGGUUAAAGAAAUGUCAUUUGUAGUUAUGUACAUAACAAGGAUAGGUUAGUUGAACUUAUUCCCACGCAAGACAUAUACCAGCGUAAAUUUAAUUGAUUAUACAUUUUGAAAGACAA